UAUUUUUGUGUCUCUUAGAACAAUGAAUAGUUAUACUUGAAUAUUUAAGAAAGUGUACAACAGAUAUGGCACUGUUCACUAAAGUUAUUUGCCGAUUUCUAAGUGAAUCCUCUACUUGCAGUCAGAGACAAUUUGUUGGAAGAUUUCAAAGAUGCUUGGCUACACAAGGAUUUUCAAAUGGAACACAUACAAAGGAAAUAAACUCAACUCCUAACGAGUCUGAAAAAUAUACAAAAGAACACCGCAAACGAAUGGCUAAUUACUACUCCCUUUUCAUUGGCUCAUUGGUUGGUAUUGCGGGCUCUUCAUUUUUGAUUUAUAAAAAGUUGACAACAGCAGAAGCGAAAGCAUUGGAGGAUAGUGUCAAGGAAGAAGUGGUGGAAAUGUCAAGUGGAUCACUUCAUAAAAGUCAGGCUGGUUUUAAAGAGAGAAAGAUUAUUGAAUAUGAAAAUCGAAUUCGUGCAUACAGUACACCAGAUAAGAUUUUCCGAUACUUUGCUACAUUACAAGACACCAAGACUGGAGAUAUAUACAUGACUCCAGAAGAUUUCGUUCGAGCAUUAACACCAGAUACUAUGCAGCCUAAAGGUUUGGGUUUGGACCAAUUUAAAAAGUUUGAUGCAAAGCACAUCCCUCCAUAUGUAUGUCCCUUCUAUGGGAGUGGUAGUGUCUUCCAUUGUCUUGGUGAAGGUGGCUUGGUAUCGUUUUCUGAUUAUGUCUUCUUACUAACAGUUCUUGGAACUUCAGCACGCCAUAUUGAAAUUGCUUUUAAAAUGUUUGAUUUAAACGGCGAUGGUGAAGUAACUAUAGAAGAGUUUAAAAAGGUGCGCUCAUUAUUUCUCAGCAUGACGACAACAGGCAGUCGCCAUCGUGAUCGCUCCACCACAGGUAAUGUGUUGCAUGGAAAUGUGAACACAGGUCUGGCUGCAUAUUUAUUUGGUGUGGAUGGUAGUGGAAAAUUAACAAGUGAGGAGUUUGUGCAAUUUAAAAGAAGAUUACAAGAAGAAGUCAUGUAUUUAGAGUUUGUCAGCUUUCAACCUAAAAAUGGAUUGAUAUCUGAACGUCAAUUUGCUGAAAUCUUGCUGACGUAUGCAAAUUUUGGAAACGCUAAGAAGAACAAGAUUAUAAAAGGAAUUGAGGAGGUCUAUGGAAAACAAAACAGUGAGAAACAUAUCGGUGUGACAUUUCAAGAUUAUUUGAAUUUCUUCAGUUUUCUUCUUAAUAUUCGUGAUGUAGAGAUGGCAUUGAGUUUUCAUACCGUGGCUGGACAAUCCGUUAGCAAAGGGACGUUAAAGCAAGUUGCGAAGACUGUAGCGGGUGUUGAUUUGAGAGACCAUCUUGUCGAUAUCGUGUUCAGUAUUUUCGAUGAAAACGGUGAUGACGAGCUGAGUAACAAAGAAUUUAUCGCUGUAAUGAAAGACAAGAUGUUUCGAGGGUUAAACAAGCCAAAAGACACUGGCUUCACACGGUUUUUAUCUGCUAUUUACGCAUGCGCAAAAAGUAACAUUAUCGAAUCAUGGACAACACCUGACCAUACACACUAAAUCUAAAUUUAUUGUAGCUAUAAUGAAAUUGCACAAAUAUAAAUUAUAAUACAUAAAAUGUCGAAAAGUAAGAAGAAUACGUUACGUUUGUGUGUUGAAAGUUUAUCAAAUGCUGUAGCUAUAUUCGUGCAAAACCUAUCCGGUUAAUUCAUAUACUUAGUUUUCGAUUUUUCCCGCGCAUAUCACAUGUUGAUGUGCUACCACGUGAAUAAUUAUUUAUUUUCACUUUGAUUCCAAUUUAUUUAUUUAUAUACCUGUAAUUUUUAUUUUGUUUCUUUUAGUUUGUUUUUUUUUACUAUUAUUUGGGUUGUAUAUUUGAUUAGAUGUAUCUGUUUAAAAUGCCAGCUGAUAUAUGGUAGCACUUUAAUAGUAUCAUUGUUUUGGA
Molecule: messenger RNA, 1929 nt
Organism: Hydractinia symbiolongicarpus
Lineage: Eukaryota; Metazoa; Cnidaria; Hydrozoa; Anthoathecata; Hydractiniidae
Product: calcium uptake protein 1, mitochondrial-like
Exons: 11
Coding region: 66-1544 (492 amino acids)
Biological process (GO): calcium import into the mitochondrion; mitochondrial calcium ion homeostasis
Cellular component (GO): uniplex complex
Molecular function (GO): calcium ion binding
Source: RefSeq, a predicted model, not a curated record